ACCGCUCAGUACAUCAGGAGAUCCAAGAGUUCCUGAAGUCAGAGAACAGAUCAGAGAAGCAACUCUCUGUGUUCCAGUGCUCAGCUCUGGCCUACAUGCUGCAGAUGUCAGAGGAGGUUCUGGAUGAGUUUGACCUGGAGAAGUACAACACAUCAGAGGAGGGAAAACGGAGACUGAUCCCAGCUGUGAGGAACUGCAGAAAGGCUCGACUUGUUAAAUGUGGACUCUCAGAGACUCACUGUGAAGUUGUGGCCUCAGCUCUGAAGUGCAACCCCUCCCAUCUCAGAGACCUGGACCUGAGUAAAAACAACCUGCAGGAUUCAGCAGUGAAGUGUCUGUCUGCUGGACUGGAGAGUCCAAACUGUAGACUGGAGACUCUGAGAUUGAACAACUGCAGUUUGUCAGAGAUCAGCUGUGCUUCUGUGGUCUCAGCUCUGAAGUGCAACCCCUCCCAUCUCAGAGAGCUGGAUCUGGGAUGGAACAUGCUGCAGGAUUCAGCAGAGAAGCUACUGUGUGAUCUUCUGGAGAUUCCAGACUGUAGACUGAAGACGCUGAGAGGUUACUUGUUGUAA
Molecule: messenger RNA, 572 nt
Organism: Scomber japonicus (chub mackerel)
Lineage: Eukaryota; Metazoa; Chordata; Actinopteri; Scombriformes; Scombridae
Product: ribonuclease inhibitor-like
Exons: 4
Coding region: 96-572 (158 amino acids)
Molecular function (GO): protein binding
Source: RefSeq, a predicted model, not a curated record